GGAACACAAAAUGGCUGGACAGAACUGACAAUUGAGUUGAAUUGUUUUCUACAGAUUUCGAGAAUUUUGAAGAUAAGAUUAUAACAUCUCCUGUGGAACCCAUGGCACGAAAACCAUCUCAAGGGCCAGGAGCAUUCGACGUGCGGGGACUGAAUCUGAAAGUCGAUCAGUUCCCGCCAUCUCCAAUUACUGACCUCGUUCCCACAGAGGUCAAGGGCAACCGUGUCACGCUUCAGUGGACUGCGCCCGGAGAUGACUGGACAGAAGGAACAGCAAGUGAGUACGAGUUCCGAAUGUGGCACGACCAAGACGCUCUGAGGAACGAUCCAAGCAUUGGCAUUUCGCUGGCCAUCGAGAACACGGAGGGAGGAAAAUACUCCCCAUCACCCUCCCGAACAAUAGAAUCAGUGACCAUCAAACUUUCGGACAGUUGGCCAUUUCCUUUCUAUUUCAUUGCUGUUAUAACACGUGACAAUGAUAACCACACUUCGGAACUCUCUAAUGUCGUCCGACUGCCUCGUUCUGAGACACAAUAUGACAUCAUGUCUGACCCCGCCGCCAUAUUUGCCUAUACAUAUGCAAUUGUGUACUUUUUUACUCGACUUAUCGAAACAUAUGCUAUUAUUGGUUGAUUUAAUAAAUAAAACGAAUAUUUAAAAAAAUUGAAAACUGCACUUCAGAUGCUACUUUAGAACAUUUUAAAGCCCAAACCUAGUGUCGUUGCCGAUGGAUUUUAUGGUGCUAAAUAAUCUAUCGGUCUAACGUGUCAGUUUCAAGGAGAUUUUACUUAAUCAUAAAACGUCAACGUCAACGUCAGAGAAUACCCAGUCUCGAUUAUCCGCCGAAAGAGAUUCCUUUGGGCGUUGGGGCGGUGGGGUAGCCUAGUGGUUAAAGCGUUUGCUCGUCACGCCGAAGACCCGGGUUCGAUUCCCGACAUCGGUACAAUGUGUGUAGCCCAUUUCUGGUGUCGGCCUAUCCAUAUUGCUUGAAUAUUGCUAACAGCGGCGUAAAACUAAACUCAGUCAGUCAUUUGGGCGUUUAAGGCAAUGUUUUGGUGAAAAUAAUAUCAAUGGUUCACUAAAAAAUGGUAUCAUGAAUCACCAUCAAUGUACAUAUCAUCUCUGUUGCAUGUUACAAUCACCCUAUGUUUUCGGGCUCUGAUUAGAAACAUGUUUUACUCUGAAUGGAGGAGUAGACCAAAUUUCUCCGAUCUCCCUUCCCCCCUCAAUCAACCCAAAAUAUUAUGUAUCAUGUUGAUAACCUGGUACCUGUUUACUAAAUCCACAAUGAAACGCA
Molecule: messenger RNA, 1296 nt
Organism: Haliotis rubra (blacklip abalone)
Lineage: Eukaryota; Metazoa; Mollusca; Gastropoda; Lepetellida; Haliotidae
Product: calcium-activated chloride channel regulator 2-like
Exons: 2
Coding region: 102-632 (176 amino acids)
Molecular function (GO): protein binding
Source: RefSeq, a predicted model, not a curated record